This is a messenger RNA of Brassica napus (rape), 4889 nucleotides long. RefSeq lists its product as uncharacterized. Gene Ontology annotation, molecular function: chromatin binding. The coding region runs from base 204 to 4610 and encodes 1468 amino acids. The transcript has 5 exons. NCBI's taxonomy places the organism in Eukaryota, Viridiplantae, Streptophyta, Magnoliopsida, Brassicales, Brassicaceae. The record is from RefSeq and is a predicted model, not a curated record. Gene Ontology annotation, cellular component: nucleus.
UAUUUUUUUUCUUCUUGUUGAUAAAAAAAAAAAAACUCUCUCUCUCUCUCUUUCUCUCGCUCGCUGGAUCGAAAAGAAAAAAAAAAUCAAAGGCGGCUUUCGAUUCGCGUUCUUCGGUCUCCGGCUCUCUACGGAUUAAUCGUUCUUCUCGUGGUUAGAUAUUCGCGGAUCAGGGGUAAAAAAAAAAAUGAGAGACGUCGUCUAUGCAUGGGAGGGGGCUUUCUGAGGAUAGGAAGAAAGGUCAUCGUCGGCUUAUGUUUAGACCUCCUUCGCGUCUAAUUUCAAGCUUGGAGGCUUCUGGUUCUUCGUCUGUAUCUCUCUCUUCACCUUCUUCCUUCUCUAAGGACGGGAGGAGGAUUAGUGUUGGUGACUGUGCUCUGUUUAAGCCGCCUCAGGAUUGUCCACCGUUCAUUGGUUUGAUCCGUUUGCUUCUUCCUGAAAAAGAAGGCAACUUUAAGCUGCGUGUGAAUUGGCUCUACCGACCCGGUGAGUUGAAGCUUGGCAAGGGCGUCCUUUUGGAGGCUCAGCCUAACGAGAUAUUUUAUUCCUUUCACGAGGAUGAGAUACCUGCUGCGUCUUUGCUUCAUCCGUGUAAAGUUACCUUUCUUCCCAAAGGCGUUGAACUCCCAUCUGGAAUCUCUUCGUUUGUUUGCUGGAGGGUUUAUGAUGUUAUGAACGAGUCUAUUUGGUGGCUCACUGAUCAAGAUUAUAUCGAUGAACGUCAACAAGAAGUAGAUAACUUAUUGCGUAAGACUCGUUCCAAGAUGACAUUACAGCAGGGUGGUCGUUCUCCUAAGUCAACGAAUAGUCCGACAACAUCUCAAGCGAAAACAGGAACAGAAGGUAUGCAGAACAGCAGCUCCUCUUCUUCACAGGGCAAAGGAAGGAAGAGAGAGCGUGGUGAUCAGGGUUCUGAAUCUGUGAAAAGAGAACGCCCAAGUCGGAUUGAUGAUGGUGGUUCUGGUUUUGUAAGAACAGAAAGCAGUUUGAAAUCUGAGAUUGCAAAAAUUACUGAGAGAGGGAGGCUAGUGGAUUCUGAAGGGGUUGAGAAAUUGGUACAGCUCAUGCUGCCCGAGAAGAACGAGAAGAAAACAGAUUUGAUUGGGCGAUCCAUUCUUGCAAGUGUUGUAGCAGCAACAGACAAGUUUGAUUGCCUCAGUCGUUUUGUCCAGCUGAGGGGAUUACCUGUUUUUGAUGAGUGGCUACAGGAAAUUCAUAAAGGGAAAAUUGGGGAUGGGAGCAGUCCCAAAGACAAUGGUAGAUCAGUGGACGAUUUUCUUUUGAUCUUGCUGCGUGCUCUUGACAAGCUGCCUGUGAAUCUCAAUGCUCUUCAGACUUGCAACAUUGGAAAGUCUGUUAACCAUUUGCGAUCACAUAAGAACUCGGAAAUCGGGAAAAAGGCAAGGAGCUUGGUUGAUACAUGGAAGAAACGUGUUGAGGCAGAAAUGGAUGCCAAGUCGGGAUCUAAUCAGGGUGCAUCUUGGCCUGGAAGAUAUCGUCAGUCUGAAGUUUCUCAUGGCGGUAGACAUUCAGGUGUAUCUGCUGAUGCAGCCAGGACAUCAGCAUCUCAUCAACAUCCUUCUAAGUCCGUGUCUGUCAUAAUACCGUCAGAUAACAACAUGAAGUCUGCAACCACAUCUCCAAGUUCUACUAGAUCAGCACCAUCACUUGGAACAGGUGUAGCUGUCGUUAAUGAUGGGCAACAAAGAGAUACUGGUGCAGUCCAUAGGGAAGUUGGGCUGAGCAGGAGCUUCUCAUCACAAAGAACAGCAACUGAAAAGACUCCUGACAUACCUAUGGCUGAAGGUUGCAGUAACAAGUUAAUUGUUAAGCUGCCAAAACGUGGUCGCAGUCCGGCACAGAGUUUUAGUGGAGGUUCCUUUGAGGAUCAUGCAGCUGGUAGUAGCAGGGCUCCAUCACCUGUUCCUUCAGAGAACAAUGAUACAAAUCGACCUAAUUUUAGCGUUGAUGGGUCUAGUAAAAUAGAAGAUAUUAUCAAACCCACGUCUCCUACCUUAGGAGAUGUUGUCAAACCUGGAAAAGGGGAUAGUGGAUCACACAGCUCAAUGAAUGCCUUGAUUGAAAGUUGUGUCAGGGACUCUGAGGCAAAUGCAUGUGAGGCUGGUGUGGAUGACGUUGGAAUGAAUCUUCUAGCUUCUGCUGCUGCUGAUGAAAUUUCCAAAUCCCCUGUUGCAUCACCCGCGGUAUCCCUGGUUUCAGAUUCCUUGAUGAAUGAUAUUUCAGAGAACCAUAUAACAGGUUUGCCUAACGAGCAAGCUGAAGCUCUUGCCAAGGAUCCCACCAUUGUUGAACAUGUCAGUAGUAUUGGCGACCAGUUGGCCUCUGUAGUGAAUGUGAAUGAUUCUAAGCCCUCUGAUUCAGAAAUGGAAGAGUUGCAAAGAUUGGUGGAUCAGUGCCUAGAAAGCAAUGAAAAUUCAGAUGAUAUUGCCCCAACCGCUGGGCACACAUCAGGCAUUAGGGGAAACAUUUCUGAUGAUGGUGAUAGUCGGGUAGUUGCUGACGUAAAGACUGAAGAGAUAUCAGAGACAGAUGGAGUGGCAGAUACAGUGAUGAGGACAGGAAACUCUGCCUUACGUAAAUGUAAAACCGUUGGCAAAAGUCAAAAUGAGGAUUCUUUGACUGCUGAAGAUUCACACUUGGGUGCUGUUGGUGGUGCUCAGGUGGAAGAUAAACCAAAGGUGAUAUUGAGUUCUGAGCUAGUUAAUAAAAUGGGUGAAGUGGUUUCGGUUUUGUCAGAGUUUGCCAAGGAUAGGAGUACUGAAAAUGUUGAUAGAUCGAUGCCAGAGAAAUUGUCUGAUGAUAAUGAUUGUGGUGGAACAGCUAACGAUCGAAAGGCUGCUUGUACAUCAGUGGAAACUUCUGCGCCAGCUGAAUGUAAAGCCAUCGUAUUAUGUCCCAAAGUAGAAUCCUUGGUUGUUGCAAAUUCACACACUGAUAACAAGGAAGAGCAUAAACCCCCGGUAGUCUUGAGUUCUGAGUUGGAUAAAGAAACGGCUGAAGAUCUAACUGUUUCGUCCGAGCUCUCCAAGGGCAUAGCUGCAGAAAAGAUGGACGUGGGGAUUAAUCAUGUGAACCAGACAGAUAAAAAGAGCAAGCCUGUGACAGCGCAUCUGUACUCAUCUUUAACUAACGGUGAAAUUGAGCAUGUAGAGGCGUCUCUAAAGAGUGCUGAAGUCGGAAAACGGUGCGCCACGACAACAUGUGAUGAUGGGGAUGAAGUCGAGGAAUGUACCUCUGUUGCCAAAGAUGUUCCUUCAGUUUCAGCUUCAGCUUCAGCAGGGUCAGAGCUAGAAGCCAGAGUUGAAUUUGAUCUAAAUGAAGGUUUCAGUGGGGAUGAUACACGAGAUGGGAAUUCAAAUAACUUAUCUGGAUCAUUAUCUUUAACACCUACUCCUUUACAGCCCAGUCUACCUCCUGCAUCCGUUACAGUUGCUGCUGCUGCAAAAGGUGCAUUUGUUCCGCCUGAUGAUCUAUUGAGAAAUAAAGCAACUGUUGGCUGGAGAGGAUCUGCUGCCACUAGUGCCUUCCGGCCACCUGAGCCAAGAAAAGUCCAAGAGGUGGUGCCACUAAACAUAAAUAAUGUGGCUUCCUGUGAUGCUUCGACAACUGCUGGCAAGCAAACAAAGACAUUCUUGGACUUCGACCUAAAUGUACCGGAUGAAAGAGUUCUUGAAGAUCUGCCUUCCCAAAGAUUUGCCAAUCCCACAAAUUCCUCUGGUGGGCUGGAUCUUGAUCUAAACAGACUUGAUGAUCCAGCUGAUAUGAAUAAUCAUACAAUAAGCAGUGUUCAUCGAGUGAAUUCAACUUUUCAACAGGCAAACUUAUCUUCUGGUGGUAGUAGGGAUUUUGAUUUAAACGAUGGACCUGCUGUCGAUGAUGUUAACGCUGAGUCAUCUCUGGGUUUUAGUCAAAAUUCCCGAAGUGCACAGCCAGUGAUCAGUGGAAUAAGGCCUGGCUUCUCAUCUUGGUUUCCUGCUGUUAACAAUUAUUCAGCAAUGAGUAUUCCUCAAGUCUUGCCUGAACGAGGCAAUGGACUGCAGAGAAUGGUUGGUCCAACAUCUGAAGUUUCAUCAUAUACACCUGAUAUGUACAGAGGCCCUGUUUUACUGUCUUCUCCAGCAGUUUCAUUCCCACCAUCAGCAUUUCAGUAUCCUGGGUUCCCUUUUGGUUCCAGCUUUCCUCUUUCCUCAGCAAAUUUUUCAGGUGCUUCAACACCAUACAUGGACUCUUCAUCAAGUGGCAGGCUAUGCUUCCCUCCUGUCAACUCUCAAAUAUUGGGUCCAGGAGUAGCCAUCCCUUCUAACUACCCAAGGCCUUAUGUCGUUAAUCUCCCAAACAGCAAUGGUGGAGUUUCGGACAGCAACAAUGCAAAAUGGUUGAGAUCUGGUCUUGACUUGAACUCUGGACCAGGAGGGCAUGAAACUGAUGGCAGAGAUGAAGCAGCACUUGUACAAAGACAGCUAUCUUCCUCUGGUUCUUUACCCUUGAAAGAUGAAGCAAGAAUGUAUCAAAUGUUUGGUGGUACUCUCAAGAGGAAGGAACCAGACAGUGGUGGAUGGGAUGGAUACACGCAACCCUCUUGGCAAUAACAAACCUCAGAAUCUCUUUGUAGGCCGUUGCACUAAGCAUGUACUCUUGAAGAUAAAAGCAGACGCUAACUUAGUUCCUUAUCUCUUUUAGAGAUGCAAGCGAGUGUUUAGUUUAUGUUUUUUUUUUUCUUUUUUUUUGGAGCUCUGCUGUAAAAGAAAAAAUGAUGGUCAUUGUUGGUAUGAGACUGGUAAAAUCUGACAUGGUUUGUGUAUUAUAUAGUCAGCAGCAACUCUUUUGUAGAUUUUUUUUACUUGUGGUUAGUUAUGUUUGAAUCCACA